Molecule: messenger RNA, 3875 nt
Organism: Halteromyces radiatus
Lineage: Eukaryota; Fungi; Mucoromycota; Mucoromycetes; Mucorales; Cunninghamellaceae
Exons: 6
Coding region: 287-3709 (1140 amino acids)
Source: RefSeq, a predicted model, not a curated record
CUUUUAUACGUCAGAAUCCAUAGAAAAAGCAAAAGGAAAUCGUAUAUAAUGUGAUAUUUGAACAUGAUUCUACUUUUUCUUCAAAAUGUCUUUCUUUUUGACAUAGAAAAGGGUGUUUGAAUAUAUGUAUUAUAUACUUUUUUUUUUACAUGCUUUUUCAACAGCCUUUAUAUUCUACGCGUUUGAUGUUCUUUUUUUUUUUUUAUAAUAGAUUAAGUAUACUAACAAAAAGUUUCUCUUACUUUUUUUUAUAGACUUAACCAUUAUUUCUUGAUCACAAUAAUACAUGUCAGCUGAUUCAAAUUCUGGACGAUUUCCAAAGAAAUACUCAACUUCCACAAACAAAUCAAAUCCUCUAGCGAAUACAAAUUCUCCAAGGACGAAAAACGCAAGGUCAUUGACUACAGGAAGUAAAGUCUCAGCACCUAAACCAAUCAACUUACCAAGCUUACGCCAUGAACAUGCCAGUACAUUCGGUAGUCCGGACUCAACAUCUUCUCUUGGUUCUUUGAAUUCUUCUUCUUCCAAUAUACAUGGUUCUUCACCUCAUAAUAUAUCUAGUAGUCAUCCAAUAAGCAAUAUUACUGGAACUACAACCACAACAACAACAACAGCAACAACUUCAACUUCAACGAUACCUACCACUCGAUGGGGCUCUCCAGGUUCAUUAUUCCCUUCACAAACUAGUCAACAAAAAUCCUCAAUGAUCAAUCAUCAUGACUCAGGAAGAAAGGAAUCAGAUGUAAUUCCAUCCAACUCUUCGCCUUCUACCUCAUCCUCUUCAUCAUUACCAGCCUCCCAUUCAACUGAAACCAAUGCUUUGGAUACCUCACCUACUGAUCAUGAUCGACAUAAUACAACAACUUUAUCUUCUCCUCCACCUCCAUCCUCCGCGUGGUCUGUACCGUCUUCUGUAUCAUCUUCUAAGAAUGCAAGUGAAUCUUCGGAUUUCCAUACUACUAUUGAAAUUGUUACUCCCAAACCAUUAUCUUCUCCACGGAAUGAACGAGCGAAGGUGAUCGUAUCCCAUCAUGCGAAACCAACUGAAAUACCUAUGCCAUUUACUGAAGCUAGUGAACCGUCCUCCAUGUCAUGGGAUGAAAUGGUAUCAGAAGAAAUGGAUUUCUCAAUAUCUGUGGUGGAAUUUGCUGAUGGUACCAAAAUGCCUGUAGAUGAUCAAAAUGAUACAGAGGUUCUCGAUAAUGACAAUCAAGGUAAUGAGAAUGAAGAUCAUCAGACUUUACAACAACAACCAGUGUUACCGUCCGACCGAUUUACUGAAGAUUACGAUCGAAGUUAUCCACCCAAACGAAGACCAAGUGAACAUCAAACAACACAACAAUUUAAAAGUUCCAGUUAUCGUCACCAGGAUCGAUAUCAUCAUCAUGAACAAUAUAGUACUGAUAGAUAUACAUCAACAACACGCACCACUCAUGGGAAAUGGAAUACUGAACGACGUGAAUCUGUACACAGCACUCACUCUAGUGGAAGUGGACAUUAUCCUCUACGCGAGCGACGACCAAGCAGUUCGAGUAGUACCAAUGGUAAUGUAGCAUGGAACAAUGGACCCCCUUUUGAACAACGAAGACUUAGUCAAGAUCGACCAUAUCAUCUUGGAUCUCCACCUCCUACAAGAUUAUUAGUCAGACGACGUGGUGAUUCAACAACGACAUCAGAUCACGAUCAUUAUCAUCAUCAUUCUUCUGUCACCACCACUACCUCAUCCUCUUCAUUAUAUACUGCCAGUGAUGAUCGACCUCCUGAAAUGGCUGCUGCCCAACGUGAAGCCAUGUUAACAGCAGCGGAACAAGCUAAAAAGCGACGUGAGGCAGACGAAGCCGAACGACAAGCAGCAGCAGAACGUGCAAGACAAAAGGCUUUGGCAUUGGCUCCUCCACUUCCUCAGUUACCAAAGACCGAAGAAGUAUCAUCACAUGUACCAUCCAGCACUAAGACAGCGAGUACCUUACCACCAUCAGAAAAAGAAAACAAAGUUGGCAACGAACAUGAGCUUGUUAAUAACACCAAGACCAUCACUAUUCUCAGCAAGAAGGACACUCUGCAGGAUUUGGAAAAGGGGGCAGACAAGGAUAAGAAAGAUCAACUUGAAAAUCAGCAGCUUGAUAUCUCGGACACAAAAACUAUAUCAGCAGUAUCGGACAACGCGCCAGUAGCGAUUGAAGAAACCAAGGAAUACGCUCAAAUCACUCAAAGCAAGGAAUAUCAAAAUUGGCAUUCCCAAGUCAAAGAUGUGACUCCUAUGAUCCCGACUAUACUCAAAAAACAACAACCACUUCAACAACAACAACAGCGACAACUGGACAAGCAGCAAGAAGAACAACAACCAAUCAGCUCACCUCAGCAACAACAAGACAAGGAGCAAGAGGAACAGCCUUCACAACCUGAACCAGCCGCGGUAUCAUCUCCAUCUUCGGCUCGCAUUACAACCACUAUGACAGCGACUGGUUACUCUGUUGACACUGCCAAACAACCUCCUAGAGAAUUGACGGAAGAUGAAAAAAGCUGGGAACAAUAUGUGAAUAAAAUGAAGACGCCCUCAACAUCUGAUCAUCAUGAUAAGGAAAGUACGACUGUAAUGGAUUGGUCUUCUUACGCUGUACGACUACAAAAGAAAUCGAAACCGAAGCAAGAUAGUACAUUAUCCACAGCAACGGAAUCAGUAGAAAAAUCAGUACAAAACAACGAGACAUCCCCACGCCGGCGUGGAGAUCGUAACGAGGAUGAACCAAUAGUCACCAAUAACAAGGAAUCAUCACCAGUCUUGACUACUUUAUCUUGGCCUGAACGAACGGAUCACCCACCAGCGGCAGUUGAUGAAACAAGUCCUCCUGAAAAAGAUCUGAAAGAUGCCAACAAUGUACCUUCUACAACAUCCCCACCUGUGGUGAAAAAUCGACGAUUCACCAAUCCUAAUUCAAGACUUCGACAAGCACAUUCACCCAUUUUCCCUGAUGUCAUUGAACGACUUGCUGCAACCAAACCUGCGUCUUUACAAUUUAUGGUCAAUCCAGACGAAUCUGAUGAUGAUCUGAUAUUAGACAGGAAGAAAGGUCUUAUGGAAAAAGUAGUACAAGAGGAAGAAAUAAAACCGACAACAACAAAAGCAAGCCAACAACUGCUCCAAAAACAAGUAUUACCUGGCAAAGACGGAAUAGUAGAAUCAGUGAUAUCAUCUCCUCCUCCAUCUUUGUAUCCACAUGGUUUUCCUGUACCCGACAUGUCAUUACCUUCUGUAUCUUCUCCUCCGUCCUAUUAUGAUCUUCAACAUCAUCCCUCAAUUCCCAACAAUAUUCAUUACCCUGUAUUGAUGUACCCUAUGCGACUUCCUUCUACUCAUGUGAUUUCCAAUUCAUCACCAACAAAUUCAACUGGAUCUCAAGCUGUAGGAGUGUACUUGCUGCCACCUGGACAAAAUCCACUAAUAACAAGAACUCCAACUACAACUUCAACUACAUCCAAUGGUAUUAUGGUUUCAGAAAAGGAACGACCACGUCACCAUCAUCAUCAUCGUCAACAUGUUGGAAGUGAAGGAUCAUGGCGAGAUCGAGGACAUUCGACAUCAUUUCAUCAAGGUUCUUGGCGUCAACGUCGUCAUCAAGGUUCCUUUCAUGGACGACGAAGAGGUGGAUCUUAUCAUCAACAACAACAAAAUGGACCUCAACUUGAACCAUCUUCGGCGCCGCUCUAGUUACUUGUUUGAUUUUGCUCUUCCAUAUAAAAACAAAACAUCUUUUUUUCUUUUUUUUUUAUGGAUCACUUUGUAGUAUUUUUUUUUUCAGUGUUGAUAGCAAAAGUCUUAGUUAGCUUGGUUAUUAUUCCAUCUACCCCAAUAAACAAAUGUGUUUUCUCCUCUU